GCUGGAUGGCCCCGCUCGACUGGCUGCCGUGUGCAUCGCGAGAACCGACCAGGCUCGAUGGCAAAGAAGGGCAAGCCGCUGGACUGGGAGGCCGUCCUGGCCUACGACGUGGGCCAAUUCAAGCCGAACGACCCUGAAUCCGAGGCCCGUCUCGAGGAGCUGCUCUCGGAAACCACGAACGUCUACAUUUCCGACAAAGACCCCAAGACUACGGUCUCGAAUCUCAUCAAGCUCGUCCAAAUCUGCCAGCUACAGCUUGAGCUGAAGAACGAUGACCUCGACGACGCCGAGGAGCAUAUAAAGGAUCUCGAGAACGAAGUGUCGGCCCUCAAGCAGAGCGCCGGUGGCGACAGCAGCGCACUUGGCGCACCAGAUUCCAGAGCGCUUCGAGAUGACAUUGCGGAUUUGACCAAGCGGAACGAUGCGCUGAUUCGGGACCUGAGUCGCGCCGAAGAGAGCUUGGAUUCGGAGCGCAAGGCCGUGCAGCAGCUGACGAUGUCGCUCCGCGAAGAAAAGACCCGAUCGAUGAAGUCGGAGGACACCAUCGAGCGCUUGACCAAAGAACUGCACGACUGUCGCGACCAGCUCGGCACGCAGCGGAGCCGGCUGCAGUCCAAGACCAUCGACGAAGACCAUUUCAGGACCCAGAUCAAGGACAAAAACUCGGAAAUCACAAAGUACAUCCACGAGAUCCAGGCCCUGGGAGCGCACAACGUCAAGCUCUCGAAUGAGGUUGAGAUGAUGGCCCAGGAGCUCGAAGCGACUGUGAUCGAGCUGGAAAGGAAUGCCAAAGAGCAGGAAGAGGCCCAGAACCUCAUCAUGGAAAACGACAAACUCAUUGAUAGCCUGCAGUCCGAGCGCGAGGCAAUGAAGAUCAAGCUGGAGGAGCUUUCAGAUCAACUCCAUCGCCGAGCUGUCAAGGACGAUAGGCUCAUCAACCAGUUCCAGGGAGAGCUGAGCCGAUUUCGAAGCAGCUGGGAGGAGUCGCAGCAGGGUUUAGUUGAAAAAGAAUCCCUGAUUGAUCAACUCAAGCUGGAGAUCCGUCAGCUGAGGGAGGAACUGGCUGACAACGAUGCCCAUCAGCUCCGCAAACAGCUCAACGAGAAAGACGAAGAGAUCCAAGCGCUCCAUCAAAAACUCGAGCAGUCGUACAAGGACUUUGAGCUGCUGAGUUUGGACUGGGACGAAAUCGACCGGGUUCUGCAACAGCAAACUGUGCCGCAGAAAGACAGGCCAAGAACGCCAUCGCUGCAGUCCCAUCACGCGACCGAUCUUCAGUCCAAGAUGGAGGGUCUCAAGCAGAUUCGGACCCGAGAUCUAGCGACCAUAAGCAAGUUGCAGGAGCAAGUCGAGGAGCAGGAGCGGGAGCUCGUCGAUAUGCGCGCUCGCAUGGACAUUUACGAACAAGGCCACUACGGAAUGAGAGAGGCGAUGCGCGAGGUCAAGACCCUCAAGCUUCAGAAGAACAUCCGUGACAAGGAGAUUGCCGAUCUCACCAGCAAGGUCAACGACCUGACCGCCCAAGCCGAGGACUUUUACGAAGAAAACCAACAGCUACGCGCACGACUUGGUACCAAGGAGAAGACCAAGAUCGAUGUUUCCAACCUGAAGCUGGAGAAAGACAUUGAGCUGGAGCAAACCCGAGCCCUCAAUUCAACGCUUCAAAACGAAAUAUCUCGACUCGAGGAAGAGCGACUGGCGCUCAAGUCACAGCUUCGUUUACAGGCACUCGAGCGCGGAGAACGAGCCGUCGCCCUCGGUCUGCGGGCAGAGGAUCUUGAGGCAGUUGAAGAAUAUGCAAUGAACUUACGCCACGGCACAGGAGCAGCGCCUGCUGAAGGCAAAGCUCCAAUCCGCCCGGUGAUCAACAACGAGCAGCUCGAAAAGCUGGCUAUUGAGCUUGAGCGAGUCCAUGUCGAGGCAUAUGAAGCGCGACAGCAGAUCACAUCGAUGGAGGACGAAGUCGCACGGCUCAGUCGCGAGAAUCGCUCGCUUGAGGAUGCCGUCAAAGAGAUCUCCGAAACUCUGGUCAAAACCAGAAACGGGACCCGCAUCAACGGCCACACUGGCGCGGAUGUCGGCAGUAACAUAGAGUUUCCGCUUGUGCAGAACUUGAUCUAUCUCUUGGAAAAGAAGAUUCGCCGGGAACUCGGACACGGGCUUGAGACACUUGACGAAGCCAGCGACAGCAUCGUCGAUAUGAACCGUACCCUUCGUGAGGAGCUCUAUUCCACCCGUGCGAACCUGAGCGAUGUCCGAACCAAGCUCCAACAACGCGAGUCCGAUCUGGAGCAAGCCACCCUGGACCUGAGCUAUUGGAAGGAGAGAGCACAGUGUCCUCGACAGAGGGUCCUCGAUCUCCCUGCCGAACUCGGUCUGGGCACGAUCCACGACUACUCUGCCGUCGUGGAGCAGUUGAUCGAAUGCUUGCUCGAUUUGAAGACCAAGGACCGGGAGCUCGACGAGGCCCGACAAGACAUUGCCAAAUUUGAGAAAUCCUACAGCGUGCUCGUUGGAAAACAGCGACUUUUGUACCGGGACUUUCACGAACAGCGAGAGCAGUGGCGCUCCGAGGCCAAAUCCCUCAAGGAGAAGCUACAAGGAUCUGAGACGGAGCAAGAGUGCUUGAGUCUCAAGUUGCGCGAGAUGGAUCGCCUUGUCGACAGCCUAUCCAAGGAUCCAGAGAGUGUGCGAGCCGAUCUCAUCGAGGCACAGCGGAAAGUGUCGGUGCUCAGCGUCAAUGAACACAAUCUAAAGCGUCGCUACUCGGCGAUGCUUGAAGUCGAGUCGAUUCUGAGGAAAGAGAGUUCAAGUCUAAAGAAUGAGAUAUUCAGGCUGGAGAAAGUAUCACGAGAGACAAUCAUGAGAUUGUAUCAAUCCAAGAAGGAGCUGCAAGCUCAAGCCCAGCACCUCGAAAAGGAGCUCGCAGACUCGGUCCGGCUGUCGGAUUUCUUGCAGCUUCAGAACACGAUGGAGCUUUACAAAACCAAGACCAAGCUGCUGCUGGACAAGGAGCGCGACUGGAUCACCGAUCGAGAUCGAAGGGAAUCCGACUCCCGAAAGGUUUCGCACCAGCGCGAGCAAAUCGAGCAGCUGAAACAAAAGCUGGCCGAGACCGCCGCCAAAGCAAACAGUCUCGACAUCACCGUCCAUCAAAUCAAGGAGCGGUCGAGUGCCGGGAAGAAGGAGCUCGCUGAGCUCAUGCACAAAAUCGCCUCGUUGGAGGUAGAGCGCGAUCUACUCAAGAGUCGCGCAGAACUGGCCGAGGGCAAAUGCAAAGCCAUUGAGGGUGCGAGAGACGAGAUGUCGAAGCGGCUGUCGACAGUCGAAGCACUGUACAUGGAUUGCACCGAAGACUGUCUUCGGGCCAAGGAGGCAGAGAUCAACACACGAAAUGCAUUCGAGGGUGGCGCAACAAAAGAAGAACACGAAGAAAGUCAGAGGACAAUCCGAGAGCUCCGAGAAAAGUCGGAGCACCUAUCGCGCGAACUUGAUCAAGCCAAGGAGGCCACUGAAAUGGCCAUCAGGCAGACCACAGACUAUGCGCAUCUGCACAAAAUGGAUCAGAAAGAAAAGGAUAUCUACCGGGCCACGAUUCGAGAGCUGCAGAUGUGUGACGACGACAAGCUCGUCAUUGGGAAACUGCAUCACCACAUUCUGGCACUUCAGAUGAGCGAGGCUCUCGCAAAGCAACGGCUUGAGGCCGAGAAGGACAAGGUCAUCAAGCUGGAAUCGCAGGUGUUGGCCCUGGAGAAGGCUCUGGACGAGCAAGAGAAGAUGAUUUACCAGAUCAGAAAGGACGAGCGCAGCAAGUGCCGGUAUCUGAACAAGUGCAUCACCGAUUUCCGCAUCAAGCUGGCUGGUGUCGUGCUGCUGGAACGACACGAGCGGGCCUGUGAGUCCCUCAGAAGCGUCGAUCAUCACAAGCGAGAAUUGGAGCAGGAAUGCAAAUCCUACAGAGAAGUCAAGAAGGACAUGGAAGACAAAAUAAUUGAGCUAGAGAUGACACUCUCGGCCAAAGGCGAGCUUUUCGAGACCUUGAAGCACGCCACAAGGAUGAACGAGAGAAUCCAGGCCUGGCACAGCAAAAUGACCCGGCUUCAAAUCUCAGAGCUGCAAAAGCAGCGAGAAAUAGACCGGUUGAUUGUCGAGCGGGCAGCGGCGAGUCAGGAAAAUGCCGAGCUGGGCAGUCGUGUCGCUGCCCUUGAGGAGGAGCUCGUGGGUCUGCAGGUCGGUUGGAUGAGCGACUGGCCUCGCUGUCGAUCAAGAGUGUGGGUCGUUAUUUCGUGGGUCGAGAGUAUCUCGAUGCCGGUCACGCUCGGCUGUGAGAUGGGCACAUUGAGUUGGUCGCUGACUGACUGUGGCGCCUCUCUGUAUUCAGAGCAAGCUUGACUUGCGCGA
Molecule: messenger RNA, 4401 nt
Organism: Polychytrium aggregatum
Lineage: Eukaryota; Fungi; Chytridiomycota; Chytridiomycetes; Polychytriales
Exons: 28
Coding region: 58-4392 (1444 amino acids)
Source: RefSeq, a predicted model, not a curated record